AUGUCGCUCGCCGGCAGCGAGGCGGCGGCGGCGGCGGCGGAGGCGGCGGCGGCGGAGGUGGCGGAGGCGGCGGAGGAGGCGGAGGAGGCGGCGGCGGCGGAGGAGGCGGCGGAGGCGGCGGAGGAGUACGACGUGGUUGUGGUUGGGAGCGGGCUGGGCGGGCUGAGCGCGGGCGCGCUGAGCGCAAGGUACGGCCACAAGGUGCUGGUCUGCGAGGCGCACUGCAUCGCGGGCGGCUGCGCGCACGCCUUCGAGCGCGGCGGGUACACCUUCGACAGCGGGCCGUCGCUGUGGAGCGGGUGCGCUGCGCCGUCGACCAACCCGCUGCGGCAGGUGCUCGACGCGGUCGGCGAGUCGCCGGAGUGGGUGCAGUACGGCGGCUGGAACAUGUAUACACCCGAGGCGCCGGCCGGCUUCUACGCCGCCGCGGGCGACAUGGGCGAGUGGCGGCGGACGAUGGCGCGGCUGGGCGACGGCGAGAGGACGGUCGGUCAGUGGGACCGGCUGCUCGAGUUCAUCGAGCCGCUGCAGCGCGCCGUGCUCGCCGUGCCGCCGAUCGCGCUGCGGGCGGACGUGGGCGCGGUGCUGACUGCGGGACCCUACAUGGGCGCGAUGGCUGACCCGCGCAUCGGCUUGAUUGGCGCGAUGGCUGACCCGCGCAUCGGCUUGCGCGCGUACCUGCUCUCUGGCCCGUGGUCGGCGGUGCUCGAGGCUGCGGGCGUGACGGACCCGUGGCUGCGCAACUGGUUCGACUUCCUCGCCUUUGCCUUCUCGGGGCUGCCGUCGGACGGCACCGUCGCCGCGGCCAUGGUCUACAUGCUCGCCGAGCUGCACGCCGACGGCGCGAGGAUGGACUACCCCCUCGGCGGAUCGGGCGCGGUCGUGGAGGCGCUCGUGCGCGGCCUGCGCAAGCACGGGGGCGAGCUGCGGCUGCGCAGCGCCGUCGAGCAGAUCCUCGUGGACGAGGCGGACGGCCGCUGCACGGGCGUGCGGCUCGUCGGCGGCCGCGUCGUGCACGCGCGGCGCGCAGUCAUCUCGAACGCCCCCGUCUGGCAGACAGCGGCGCUCCUGCCUCCGGCAGCGCGCGCUGCGGUGCGCGCCACCGGCAGCGCCCCGCUCGACGCGAGCACGCCUCCGACGCCGUCCUUUGUGCACCUGCACCUCGGCAUCCGCUCCGAUGGGCUGAGCGAGCAGGCGCUGUCCUCAGUGCCAGAGUGGGAGAAGCUGACGCAGCCGCAGUCGGCCGCCUUCGUCUCGGUGCCGUCGCUGCUCGACCCCUCCCUCGCGCCCGAGGGCCGCGCCGUCAUCCACGCCUACUUGCCCGCCACCGAGCCGUACGAGGUCUGGGAGGGCCUCACGCGCGGAUCGGCGGAGUACGAGCGGCUCAAGGCACGAAUUAGUCAACUACGGGCGGCGCCGCUGUACGCCGCCAUCGAGCGCUUCAUCCCCGACGUGCGGGCGCGGGUCGAUGUGGAGCUGGUCGGCUCGCCGCUCACGCACGAGCGCUUCCUGCGCCGCCACCGCGGCACCUACGGCCCCGAGCUCUCCGCAGCGGACUCCGCCUUCCCCGGCGCGCGCACGGCCGUGGACGGACUCCUGACGUGCGGCGACUCGUGCUGGCCGGGCAUCGGCGUCCCGGCCGUCGCGGGGUCGGGCAUCGCCGCCGCCCACGCCGUGACCGGCGCGGGCGCGCAGCGCGAGCUCCUGCGCGAGAUGCGCGAGCGGGGCACGCUGAUGCCGGCGUGA
This is a messenger RNA of Emiliania huxleyi CCMP1516, 1746 nucleotides long. RefSeq lists its product as hypothetical. The record is from RefSeq and is a predicted model, not a curated record. The transcript is spliced from 4 exons. Lineage: Eukaryota; Haptophyta; Isochrysidales; Noelaerhabdaceae. Gene Ontology annotation, biological process: carotenoid metabolic process. The coding region runs from base 1 to 1746 and encodes 581 amino acids. Gene Ontology annotation, molecular function: oxidoreductase activity.